Adineta ricciae is the source of this 2298-nucleotide messenger RNA. The record is from the annotation of a GenBank genome assembly. NCBI's taxonomy places the organism in Eukaryota, Metazoa, Rotifera, Eurotatoria, Adinetida, Adinetidae.
AUGGUUCAAGUGUCAUCCAUUUGUAAAUCCAUCGUCGGCUUCGGUCGAAAAACGAAAACUUAUUUGGAAGAUCUGAAUUUAUUUUCAUCAAUUCCUCCAUCAACAGAUGAACAUCAACUUCAACAAGAAAAGAUUUCCACGAAAUUAUUCCUUACAUUUUUAAUUACAUUAAUGCUAAUUCUUCUUCUAUAUACAUCACUAGUUGACAAUACACAAACAAUUUCUAUUCCAGCACCUUCACUCGUUCAAUAUUCCCGAGCUUAUUCCAAAUAUCAAGAAACAUUAACAUGCCCAUGCACGAAAAUCACCAUCGGCUACUCGAAAUUUCUUCAAAUUGAUUACAAACUUUAUCAAGUAUGUUCAAGUGUACUAGUCACCCAAGAUUGGUUCAACUACCUAACAGCAUAUCAUCUUACCGGUCAAUUAUAUCUGUACGAUUAUCGAUCAGUUAUAAAUAAAAUCUUUCAAGGUUGGAGCACAUUGUGUAAUUUAACAACAGAAAGAAUUUCGGAUGACUUGGACAUUUCAAAUCCAAGUGCAAUCAUUAAUCCAGCAAUUUCUUUGGCAAAUAAUUCAAGAUUUUCUUUUCUCAAUUUCGUUAACUCGACAAACAAACUUUUUGCCGGUGUCCAAACCAACGCAAACUUCUCAACAACACCAGAACUUCGUUUAAUUACGACACCGACGACAUACAACAAUUGUUCGUGCGACCUUUCACCAAAAUGUACUCAUCCAGCUCGAAUCGACGAUUUUCAAGGUAAUGCAACAUUAUGGACCAUUCCAGGAUUCUACAUUGGAUGUUUUUUGAUUGAAUCUUUACUUCAAUCCAAUUUACAAUGCUUCUUCAACCAAUCCUGUAUUGAUCAGUUACAAGUUUACUUAGAUAUAUCAUCAACAAUGAAUAUCACUCAACUCAAUCGAUCUUUACUGAAAAACUUUCAAAUGAAUUCGAUCGUCGAAGAAUUAGUGAACAAUCUGAUGGUCGAACAAUGGAAUUCAUCGAUUUCAUUCGAUAAUUAUUAUUCGGAAUGUCAACCUGCGCAAUGCAUCUACACAGACAAGAUGAGAAACAGUGCGACUUACAUAGUCACAACGAUCAUUGGUCUGAUCGGUGGAUUAGUUAUGGCAUUGAAGUUGAUCGUGCCACGAGUGGUCAUGUUCUUCGGAAAGACUAGAAACAAUGUUGAACGAAUGGAAAUGACCGAACGUAUUCGAGUUAAUCUAAAGAAAUUCCGUGAUUAUUUCAAAAAUUUCAGUACCUUUCGUUCAUUGAACCACUCGGAUGCAUUAAAAUGUCCAUGCACGAAAAUCUCUGUCAACUACAAACAAAUUCUAUCGAUUGAAUAUCAAUUUCACGAAAUAUGUUCAAGUACAUUCCUGAAUCACGAUUGGAUCGUUCAUAUAUCUCAGUGUGAUGUCCAAUACCGAAUGUACUGUAAUGACUUUCGUUGCAGUGGCCCGUACUAUUUCCAAACCAUGCUGAGUUACUGUCAAAUGGUUAAGAAGACCAUUUCCGAUAGUUUAACACAAUUUUAUUCCAAUCAGUAUAUAAGUUCAUCGGUCAUUGCAUAUAAUGUCUUUGAAAGUCAAGUGAGCGAAUUCAUUGCACAGUUCAUCUCCUCGACAACAAAUAGCUUUCUCCUCUCGAUAUUAACCAUACGAGGAACUACGUAUUCGAAUGGUCUACUCGUCGGUCUCUUAUACAAUUUCUUGUUGGAAGUCGAUACAAUCACCAAUCAAAUCACAUUACCAUCGGAAACGUACGACGAUUGUUACUGUGAUCAUACAUCAACGUGCACGGCAUCGUCGGACUUCUAUCUUUCAUUAACAGGAGUUCCAUUAUUGAUCAUUCCGGGAUUUAAGAAAAGUUGCUUUAUGAUCGAUUCAGUAUUAGGGUCGACUUUAGAAUGUUUUUACAAUCGAACAUGUAUUGAUCAGAUCAAAACAUUUUAUUCGGUGUCAUCGGCAAUGGAUAUGAUUCCAUUGAAUGCGAGUUCUCUUACUAGUUUCACAGUGAAUUCAACGAUGAAAGAAGUGACCGAUGAAUUAAUGGUGAACCAAUGGAAGAAAGAGAUUUUGUAUGCGAAUUAUUUCAAUCAAUGCGCUCCUUCGCAGUGUACUUAUAUUUAUACGAUCAAAAACACAGUUCUUUAUAUUAUCACAACAAUCAUCGGCCUUACUGGUGGUUUAAUCACAGCUCUGCGAUUUAUCGUGCCGAAAGUUGUGAAAUUCGUUCGAGGUCGUAUUCAAAAGAGAAAAAACAGAGUUAGCACGAUAAGAAACACCAUUCGAACAUAA